CACAAUUCAGUCCACAAGGUGGCGGUAAUGAACCUGUGAGUUACAUGCUGAGCGCGAUUUGCACACGGAAAAAGAAGAAGCAGGACGCGGUGGAUAGGGAACAAAGGACGAGUGGGGCUGACCGGUAUGGGAAUAGCUUUUGCUGUGUGAGAAGAAUCUGCAGCCACGAUGUCAAAACGACCAUCAUAUGCUCCUCCCCCUCCCCCAGCCCCAACAACACAAAUGCCUUCCACCCCUGGGUUUGUGGGCUACAACCCUUACAGCCAUCUGGCCUACAACAACCUCCGACUGGGAGGGAGCUCCGGAGGCUCCGGCAGGAACUCCUCAGGCAUCACCGUCCCAAAGCCACCUAAGCCACCAGACAAGCCGCUGAUGCCUUACAUGCGGUACAGCCGGAAGGUAAGCAGGAAGGUAUGGGACCAAGUGAAGGCGUCCAACCCAGACCUGAAGCUGUGGGAAAUCGGGAAGAUCAUUGGGGGGAUGUGGAGAGACCUGACGGAUGAAGAGAAGCAGGAUUAUCUGAACGAGUACGAGGCAGAGAAAAUUGAGUAUAACGACUCACUCAAGGCCUACCACAACUCUCCAGCCUACUUGGCUUACGUCAAUGCUAAGAACCGAGCGGAGGCCGCCAUGGAGGAGGAGAGUCGACAGAGGCAGAGCCGUAUGGACAAAGGCGACCCGUACAUGAGCAUUCAGCCUGCCGAAGACCCCGAUGACUACGACGAUGGCUUUUCGGUGAAGCACACAGCAGCUGCUCGCUUCCAGCGAAACCACCGGCUCAUCAGUGACAUCCUCAGUGAGUUCGUGGUGCCUGAUGUCCGCUCAGUGGUCACCACAGGACGCAUGCAGGUCCUCAAGAGGCAGGUCCAGUCUCUAAUGGUCCACCAGAGAAAGCUGGAGGCUGAACUUCUGCAGAUUGAGGAUCGUCACCAAGACAAGAAAAGACGUUUCCUGGAGACCACCGACACGUUCAACACUGAACUCAAAAGGCUGUGCAGUCAGAAGGUGGAGGUGGACAUGGAGAAGCUCGCAGCUGAGAUGGCAGCAGCUGAGGAGGCCGCUCGUCGCCGGGCGGAGGAGAGGGAGCGUGAGGCAGCAGAGCAGGCGGAGAAGGCUGCUCAGCAGGCGGCGCAGCAGCAGCAGGAUGCUGAACAAAAUGGUGCUAAUGCUAAAACCACAGCUAACGCCGAUUCAGGGACCAAGGAGGAAGACAUGCCCCAACCGAUGGACACAGAUAAAGCAGCGGCUGCUGGACCAUCCUCGGACCCCCACCCUGCUCCUCCACCCUCGUCUGAUCCUCCAUCUUCUGCCUCUGACAAAGCUUCCCCUCCACCCGACCAAACCAGGGAGAGCAGCACCCCCAGCAGCAACGCCCCCAGUGACGACAGCAACAGCAGCAGCAGCAUCAGCAUGCCGGCCCCACCCUCGGAGACCAGCCCCGCCGCAGCUGCCGUUGACCCGCCGCCCGCCCAGGAGACUCACACCCCCGCGCCCAACCCCAACGUACCCGCGGGAGCUCCUCCUCCACCUGCCUCAGAGGAUCCGGCACCUCCACCACCACCGCCGCUACUGCCCCCCACCCAGAGCAGCCAACAGUUUGAUAUGUAAGAGUCUGCAGCUGCACCUCCGUUUAAAUUCCAUAGAUAGAGAAGAUGGAGGCCCUGUCCUGCAGCAGACGUUGGACUGGAAACACACAGUCGAUGGUCACUGGACCAGGUGGGAACAAGAAUGGAAAGUGUUGUUUGUCUGAACAGGGCCAGAGAGAGAGAGAGAGAGAGGUCAGUGAUGCAUGGCAGAUUCUCUUUUUAGUCUAUUUAACCAAUAAUUAACACGCGAUUAAUUUGAAGAGCCCAGGUUUUCCCUUCCAUCAUUUAGCUUCGUGUACACAACAUGUGUGUAACUGCAUCAUCAUCUGUAGUUCCUGACUGACGUGUCACCAAAGAGCACAUUCUGAUCUCAAAAAGAAAUAUUUUUAACCUGUAACUUAAAUGGACUCAGAUAACUGCGAACAGGCAGCUGUAACUCCACUGGCUGUUUUAUACCAGGACCCCAGUCAACACCUCACAAUGACUGUUACCACUCUAUUACCUCCAGAGACGUCAGGCCCUCAGUGGAAGGUCAAACCGUUCACUCAGAGGAUUUUUCUGUCACCGGCUGCUGUAACCCACCGACCGCGCUCAUUAAUUAUCAAAGCAGGUCCCACUCCUCUCUGUCUCUGUACCUUUAAAGUGACCUGACUCAUCACUGACUUUUAUUUUUUUUGGUCUCGCCUCGUCCUCACGCCUACACUGUAAAUAAGAAAACAUUAAGCAUAAAUGUCUGGUUAUUUAAACGGCCCGUAACUGUAGUUUGGAGACACCAACAGGCCGAGAAUCUUCCUGGUUUGUUUUUUAACUGAAGCGUUUCUUCUUUUCUCCUCGAUGGGUAAAACGCUGAGUGGACACGUGCACGCUACUGUGAGAAGAAGAAUGCUGUACUUUGUUCUGUGGUGUGACAGUAAGAAGAGAGUCAACUGGUUUAUUUUUUCCAUAUAAUAACUGCGUAUACACUUGGCUUCUUAUCCGCUGUCGACUCGGUACUCGUGAUGUUCCUCAGUCUCGGUGAAGAAAAGAAAAAAAAAACCCUUUAAAUCGACCUGAACGUUGAGGCAGAAAUGACACCCGGGCUGCAAACCUCCUGUUUCGUAUUUCUCUCAGAGUUGAAAUGGAAAAUUCUGCCGAUAAAAGAUGACAUUGCAUGAAAAAAAAACAUCCAACGGAACCG
This is a messenger RNA of Cynoglossus semilaevis (tongue sole), 2763 nucleotides long. RefSeq names its product SWI/SNF-related matrix-associated actin-dependent regulator of chromatin subfamily E member 1-like. Gene Ontology annotation, cellular component: SWI/SNF complex. NCBI's taxonomy places the organism in Eukaryota, Metazoa, Chordata, Actinopteri, Pleuronectiformes, Cynoglossidae. Gene Ontology annotation, biological process: negative regulation of DNA-templated transcription. Gene Ontology annotation, molecular function: nucleosomal DNA binding; nuclear receptor binding. Bases 169 to 1608 code for a protein of 479 amino acids. The transcript has 11 exons. The record is from RefSeq and is a predicted model, not a curated record.